AUGGCAUCAGGAAACCUUCAAUGGGCAGCGCCUAAACCUUUGAAAUUAGACGGGAACGUCAGUGAAAACUUUCGCAAAUUUGAGGAGCACUGGACGCUCUUCGAGAACACUGAGCUGAAAGGACGGUCGGAAGAGGAAAGAUGCUCAUACUUUCUUCUAUGCAUUGGAGAGAAAGGCCGAGAAGUUCACAAGACCUUGACGUUCGCAACGCCAGAAACAGAGACAAACCAAGAGGGGGCAACAACGUGGAAGAGAACAACAAACGAGCUAAAAUCAGCGUUUAAAACCUACUGUAACCCGAGAAAGAACAUUACGUUCGAACGACACAAAUUCAACAUACGGAAUCAAGAAGAAAACGAAAGCAUCGACCAGUAUGUGACUGUUUUGUGCACUCUCGCAGCAACAUGUGAAUUUGAGACACUUCACGAUGGGCUAAUUCGUGACCGGAUAGUUUGUGGAAUUCGUAACCAAAGUAUUAAAGAACGUCUACUUCGUGAAUCUGAGUUAACCCUGCAGAAAACCUUGGAUAUAUGCCGAGCAUCCGAAGUAUCUCGCAAGCAAGUGAAGUCCCUAAACGAUCAGAGUUCCGCCAAUGUCGACGCAUUGGGGAAAGACCAGCGAAAACACAAUUACAGAGGGAAUUUUCGCAACCACAACAACAAACCGGAAAACGGAAAACCCCCAAACAAAUCCUGCGGUAAUUGUGGUCGAGUUCACGAGCCAAAAUCUUGCCCUGCAUAUGGGAAAAAGUGCAAUAACUGUCACAAACUAGGACACUUUGCCAAACUAUGUCGAUCGCAAGCUAAAAACCCAAAGAAAUCGGUUCACGAUGUAGAUUACGAAAGCGACUCCUCGACGCACGGAAUUGAUAUGGUGAAGACAGCUGUGACAAGUGACAAUGACGAAGAACACGCAUCUCUUAAAAUUAACAACACGACAAUUCGCAUAAAACUCGACUCCGGAGCCGAGACAAACGUUCUAACAAAGAAAGAUUUCGAAGCCGCUGUUCCAAAACGACAACGUCGUAGCAAGCUCAAAACGAGCGCCGCAAAACUGACCGCUUUCGGGGGCCAUAACAUUCCUGUCAUCGGAAAAUGCUAUUUAAAGUGUCAAUACAAAGGAGCGACUGAAGUACUCGAGUUUCAAGUGGUCGAGACGGGCAAAUCCUUGCUCGGAUGUACAAACUGUAAAAGUAUGAAACUUAUAACAUUUCAUAACGUAGACCAGCUGCGCAACCAACCCAUUACCGACGCGGCACCUCAAAGUUCACUAAACGGACUUACAAGUGAAUAGAUAUUCGAGAAAUAUUCCAAAUGCUUUGACGGAUUAGGACGCAUAUCAGACCCUUAUCACAUUAAGAUUAACCCUGACGCAACGCCUGUUGUUCAUCCACCUCGUAAGCUUCCUUCAGCGUUGAGAGAUCGAGUCCAGAACGAACUACAAGAAAUGGAAUCCAGGGGAAUCAUUAAGAAAGUCAACGAGCCCACGGCAUGGGUAAACUCCAUGGUAGUUAACGAGAAACGCUCGGGAAAAUUACGUAUAUGCAUCGAUCCACGAGAUCUCAACAAAGCUCUGCGUAGAGAGCAUUACCAACUCCCCACACAGCAGGAGAUAACAAGCCGCCUGACAGACGCCAAAUUCUUCAGUAAACUGGAUGCGAACUCUGGAUUUUGGCAAAUGCUACUUGACGAAGAGAGCUCUUAUUUGACGACAUUUAAUACGCCAUUUGGUCGCUAUCGCUUUACUGUGAUACCAUUUGGUGUCGUGUUUGCACAAGAGGUGUUUCAUAAAACUGUCAACGAGAAAUUUCAUGAUUUACCCGGAUGUGAGACGGACAUCAAUGAUAUUUUGAUUUGGGGACGAACACUGGAAGAACAUGAUCAAAACUUUGAACGUGUUCUCAAUCGAGUGGCAGAUAUCAACAUGACACUUAGCAAAGACAAAUGUCAGUUUCGACAAACCAAGAUAACCUAUCUGGGAGAAACGCUUACGGCAAAUGGUGCUUGA
This is a messenger RNA of Paramuricea clavata, 2007 nucleotides long. NCBI's taxonomy places the organism in Eukaryota, Metazoa, Cnidaria, Anthozoa, Malacalcyonacea, Plexauridae. The record is from the annotation of a GenBank genome assembly.